ACUCAAUGCUGAACACUUAGUCCCAUGUAGUUCUGGAGUACGUACGGAGCAUUGUUCCCGCGCUUUCAUAUACACACACAGAGCGUUAUUCUUAUGUUUGAACACAACUAAUGUAUACUGACCUUGUGGAUUCUGUAGGUACAGCAGCAGUAACGUCCAUGUAGAAAUUUCGCGGUGUUUUGGAUUCAAUACUGUUUAUAAUGAAGCUGAAUGGUUUCAGCUGUGCGAUGCAUACGUCGACUGGUUCUUGGAUUGUCUUAUUUUUAGGAUUAUUUGUAUUUCUUACUGUGUGUGAUUGUGCAGUUGUAAACCCGGACGCGUUAAUAUUAGAAACGUCUCCACCUUUUGUCGAGGAGGUAGAGGUCGGUACUGUCCCUUCUCAAAAUAGGAGGGAUAGGGGAGAUCAAUCAAAGAGAAGAAAUAAGCAAAGGCCUACUACAGAAUCAGAUACACAGCCGAGCACUGAAGAUAAACCCGAUUUACCUAAUGGAUACCCCUCACUAUACAAUCCAGAUGAUGUACAGCUCGGUUGUACCGAAUUGAGAUCAAAACGGUAUAUAUCCGACGGGUUCUGCACAAGUAUGAAACCGAUUACGGAAGUGGUUUGUGCCGGUGAAUGCUUACCCGUACGGAACUUACCAUGGUACGCAGAAUACGUAAAGGUCUGGAGUACGGAAAAGACAAAAGAAUGGCGAUGCGUCAAUGACAUUGUUCGCCAUAAACGGGUCCACCUUCGUUGUGAGAAUGGGGAGAGGCGAACGUAUAGAAUUCGAACUGUUCGAAGUUGUAAGUGCAAGAAAUACAAUAAAAAACACAACGAGUCACGUUUAGACAUUAUCAAUGAGCAUGACGCUAGUCGAUCAGAGCGCAGGAAAAAUCGACAGAAAGAAAACUGAUUCGAAGCAGGUGUCGCCCCAUGUUCCUUUGAAUAGUGCUAAAAUGGUGAACAACGUAAAUCCAAAAGCACACUCUUUCUGCCUUCGCAUGCAGAGUUAAAAUCGGGAAGCAUAACUGUAAAGAUUUUAACCACAGUGCAACCAGGUCUGUGUUGUCGAAUGUUUACUGUCCUCAUUAAGGAAUUUGUCAUAUAUGGACAAUUUGAAACUAGUGUUCGUUUAAAAACCAGAAGAUGAAUGAGAAAAAAGGAAACAGUAAAACAAAUGAUUGUUUCAUACGUCUUGUAACUGUUGAAAACAAUUGACGAUAUAUUGCGUACAGAAGCCGAGACAAAUUACGAGUAUGAAACUCGUCUCGAUCGUCUAGAAUAAUCCAGGAGUACGAUCUUAACACCUGCUUGACUUCGCUCACUUGUAUCAUACUGGAGUUAGUGUAAAGUAUUGUUUCGUUUGAGAAACAUUGUAAAUUAUGAAAACAUGUAUAAAUUUAUGAUAUUGUAUUCUUUAUUGCCACAUUGGAAUCCCAAACAGGCAUGUUCACUGUAUUCAUUACAAUAUAUUGUAUUAUUUUCGUUGAAUAGUUUAUAUGAAAGCAGUAUUAUUGUUCUUCAAGUUUACUAGCACCGUGCAUAUUUAAAAAUGUUGUUAAUGACGUAAAUUCUCAGUAACCAGUUCUUUUAUGGUACCUAAAGUUGGGUUUCCAUACAAUCCCUACACGCUAUCGCCGACACCUUUCGGUGAUUGGUUGGUCGUAUCGAGGACCCUUCCCGAUUGCGUCAGGGACUGCUACCUAGUGCAAUGAUUGCAGUUAAAAAAAACAGUAGCGGUAGUGUAGCGAUUUUAAGGAAACCAUGCUUAAUUAAAAUUCUCUACUAGAGGUGUGGGCUUCGAUCUUACGGCUCACGUGAAAAGUUGGCAAACGUUGUAGUAAUGUCCGGAGAACGUUAUAUAAGUUGAUAUUAAAUACGGGAAUGUAAAUUAAUGAUCUUUAAAAAUCAUUAGUGUGUCCUAAUUGAUAAAAUUUCGUGAUUAUUCGAUAAAUCAUUCAAUAAACAUUCAUAUCUUAUCAUAUGAUUAUCCAACAGCUAGGUAAUAUAUCUUCCAUAUUAUUGUUGUAUUAAGCAUUUUCCACAAGAAUAGUGAAAAAAUAAAUUUAUUUGAAUAUUUAAAUCCUCAAUUUAGGAAUGAAACUGCUAAACAACUCAAUGUUUAAUUUACCAUAAUGUCUAUAAAUAACUUUAUAAGAACGUUAGAUGAACAAUUUAAAAUGAAGCAUGUUUUUUUUUUAUUUAAAGAAUAAUUGUUUCGAAGUUUCGCCCUUUAAAAUGGUAACAUUGGUCACAACAAAUAUGGAAGGUUUAUUUGUACUUAUUAGGCCAUAGGCCUAUUUAUCUAGUCUAUGAAUUGAGGAGCCUAGUUCAGUACGUAGAUUGUUGAGUGGCUGGAAUUAUUUUACCAAAAUGUAAAUGUAUGUUUGUAAUUAACAUGCAUUCAUAUUGUAGUAAACUAGUGGGGCAUAUGAGAGAUAGACCCUCCAUUGGGUGGACGACCGGGAGCCUUUCAUAGUCAAGCAUGCUAUUAUUAUGGGCAAUGAACUCCUUUAAAAUCCCCGAAGGCUGUACCUUAGGGGUUUAUUAAUGUACAAUCGAACUGUCUUAAAGACUAUAUCGAAUGAUAUGCAAAGCUCCGUUUGGCAAACAGCUAUCCGUAACUAAGAAAGUACUUAGAAAACCUAGCAAAUAUGUUCUUUCUUUUGAGACUUAAAACAUUAUUGUGGUCUGAAAUACUUUUUACCCAUUUGAAAUAAACACGAAAGUAUAAGUUAUGAAAACCACAAUAAGUAACAGAAAUUUUCCUUUUAAAUUUAGAUAGACGUAUACUAGCAGAAUGUUUAGGUUAAGUUAAAAACCAUAUACAGUACGGUACUGUAUAUGACUUAAAUUUGUUACCGUAUAACAUGUUUCUUGGCACAGGAUUUAUCUUAAACGAUGUUUGUUAGAACAAAUUCGUAUUUGUUUUGAAAAUUUGUCCCUGUUUAUACUUCACAAAUAUAAAUACGGUAUGUAUUUGUUUUAUGAAAAGUUAUAUUUAUAAAUAAAUAAAAAAAAAACCUAAAAGUUCUAGGGGAGAUUUAUGUUGAUUGUAGUUGAUAUUCUAUUGCACAUUAAUGAAAUAAUAAACACUGUCUUUCCUGAAACCAUAUAUUUAAUUGACCUGAUAAAGAAUGAAUCACCUAAAUGGUUUUCCUGUAUUACAGAAAGCUGUAUAUUACUUGACGUUGAUGUUUUUAUUCAGAAUGUUUUGAUUACCGUAGUUUUUACAUUUCUGUUUAUAUAGUUGAACAAUUUCAUCUUAUCAAAAAAAGGUAUAUUCCACUAAUGGACAGCAGUGACGUAUCUAGGGUGCGCGGGGGAUGGGGAGCAUCUCCGCAAAAAAAUACGUGCUUUCUCCAGUCUCCCCCACCCCAUAAAAAAAAUUCACGCUCAAGUACCUGUAGUUAAAAAUCACCUUAUUUUUUUUCCAAGCUAGCUUCCCCCCACUUUACAUCUCGCAUCAGUCCCCUAUUCCAAGACUCUUAGAUACGCCACUGAUGGACCGUUGUCAUAAGUAAUUCUUCCAAAUCCGCUUCUAUUAAAUUUUUGUAAGGUCCAAACAUAACCUAUAGGACUAUAUGUUUAACUGCACUGAUUUUAUUUGCAAAAUACCCUUUAUACAGAAUAUAUAUUGAAACGUGUUCAGUGGUUCGGACUAGUUCCGAUGUAGGCCUAUGUCAUUGACAGCAAUACAUUUAUGAGAAUGUAACUCAGUAGGCCUAUCAAUUAUUUGAUUUAUUUUUGUCCUUAAUGUUACUGGUAGGAACUUCGUUUAAAAGAACAUACAUUUUACCAUUUUAUUUAUAAGUCAUUACGAAGUCAUUCCAUUAAAUAGAAAAAGUUUAAUCUAUCUAGCAUAUAUUGAUAUUAAAUUAUGUAUUAAACGUUCAACAUUCUUAUAAAAAAUAUAAGGUUAUUAUUUAUGGUAUUAUUGCUUUAUAUAGAAUUAACACGUGACUGCUACAAAACUGCUGAAAAUAUUCAAAGGAAUAGGCAUUCGAGAAAUUCGAUUGCUUUAAAAAGUGAUCCCGAAGCGGUGUAUAAAUCUGGUGUAUAAAAGUUGUAAAAAUAUUUAAAUGUAACUGUAUUUCGGAGAUGUUUACAGAAUAAACCAAAACGAAGAAAGAAACA
Messenger RNA from Anneissia japonica, 4120 nucleotides. Its product is annotated as sclerostin domain-containing protein 1-like. The record is from RefSeq and is a predicted model, not a curated record. Gene Ontology annotation, biological process: negative regulation of BMP signaling pathway; negative regulation of Wnt signaling pathway. The transcript has 2 exons. Gene Ontology annotation, molecular function: BMP binding. Lineage: Eukaryota; Metazoa; Echinodermata; Crinoidea; Comatulida; Comatulidae. The coding region runs from base 201 to 896 and encodes 231 amino acids.